Molecule: messenger RNA, 3102 nt
Organism: Eleginops maclovinus (Patagonian blennie)
Lineage: Eukaryota; Metazoa; Chordata; Actinopteri; Perciformes; Eleginopidae
Gene: adgrl4
Product: adhesion G protein-coupled receptor L4
Exons: 16
Coding region: 39-2345 (768 amino acids)
Biological process (GO): cell surface receptor signaling pathway; adenylate cyclase-activating G protein-coupled receptor signaling pathway
Cellular component (GO): plasma membrane
Molecular function (GO): calcium ion binding; G protein-coupled receptor activity
Source: RefSeq, a predicted model, not a curated record
GGCCAGGUUUAGGGAAACAGGAAAACUGAUGCAAGGAAAUGGACUACGUCACCAGCCAGCCCACUACAGUCUGUGCUAAAAGUAGAAUCGAGACCAGCGCAAGUAUGGAGUCUUUGCACAAGUCCCCAAUGAAACUUAUACUUUUGACAGCAUGGCUUUCCAGUCUGAUGGACCCAUGCAGCCUCUCUGACAUUUGCGAUUCUUGUCACCGACUUGCAACAUGCAAGGCCCAGAACGGAUCAAAUGAUGGCUGCUUCUGCAACCAUGGAUAUACUGGAGAUGGAACAACGUUUUGCAACGAUGACAACGAGUGCCAGAAUGUGACUAAUAUCUGCGGGGACAGGGGGAGCUGCACCAACACAGCAGGCAGCUACUACUGUACCUGUGUCUCUGGAUACACAUCGACAGGAAUGGCCGAGUUCCAGCCCAAUGAUGGCACUGAAUGCGUCGAUAUUGAUGAAUGCCAGCCAGGACAGAUCUGUGGACCAAACUCACGCUGCCAUAAUACGAAUGGAUCUUUCUAUUGCACCUGUCAGCGUGAUUACAUCCCAACUUCAGGCACUAAGCACUUUCAUCCAGAGUCAGGCGCAAGAUGUAAAGAGCAUCCCCAAAAAUACUGCCACGACAACAUCGGGUGUAUCACACAGACUGUCAACAAAACACUUGAAUAUAUGAGCAACCUAACGGAGCCUCAGAGUUUACUGAAGGAAAUCGUCAAGCAGACGUCCGGCGAGCUCACAUCAGUGCAAGUGAUCGCAUAUGUUGAGGCCUUGUGUCGAUCUGCAUCAAUCCUGACUGCGGAGGGAAAGGAUUCCACUGUCAAACCGUCCGUCAUCAACUCGACCCUUACAAAAUUUGUGAAAGCAGUAAACAACUUGGUGGAGAAAGAUGAACUGGUGGCUUGGAGCCGAAUAAAAGAAGAGCGCCGGGAACAUACCAUCACCAAGCUGCUGCACACUGUGGAAGAAAGUGCUAUGAGUCUGGCUAACAACUACAAGACUCCAACUGAGCUUGAAAUCAAAGCCACGGAAAUGGAAUUGAAACUCUUCACUUUUAAUGUUCGUCACACAAAAGCCAAGCUGUCUGUUUCAAUGGGAGGAGAUCAUAUCAAUCUAACUCCGAAACUGAGACCAGAGGAGGACAGGAAUGGAAGUGUGUCAGCAGUGUUUGUGCGGUACGACAGCAUCAGUGACAUCCUGAAGCCGAGCAGCGACCCAGGUGUCACCGACUACUCGCGCUAUGCAGAGACUGGGGAAAUCACUGUCAACUCCCAAGUCAUAGCAGCAGCCGUCAGACCUGCUGAUGUUUACCAAGUUGACCAUGUCACUUUCACUCUGAGACACAACGAGCCCAUCGACACUCAGGAUGAUGUGACCAGUUGUGCGUUCUGGGAGUACGAGGCGGACAGCCUGCAGGGCCGCUGGGCCAGGCACGGCUGCAAGACGGUCCACGUCACCAGCAACGCAACCACCUGCUCCUGCAACCACCUCACACACUUCGCCAUCCUCAUGUCCUCGGGGCGAGCCAAUCUGGUGGCCCACUACACCGUCCUGACCCGGAUCACACAGCUGGGGAUGAUCAUCUCCCUCAUCUGUCUGUCCAUGUGCAUCUUCACCUUCUGGUUCUUCAGUGAGAUCCAGAGCACCCGAACAACCAUCCACAAGAACCUGUGCUGCAGCCUCUUCAUGGCUGAGUUCAUCUUCCUGGUGGGGAUCAACAUGAACACACACAAGCUUUUCUGCUCGGUGAUUGCAGGGCUGCUGCACUAUUUCUUCCUCGCAGCCUUUGCCUGGAUGUGCAUCGAGGGCAUCCAUCUGUACUUAAUAGUCGUUGGCGUCAUCUACAACAAAGGCUUCCUGCACCGUAACUUUUACAUCUUCGGCUACGGGAGCCCGGCAGUGGUGGUGGCCAUCUCGGCGACGCUCGGGUCCAAGUAUUACGGCACUGAUAAAUUGUGCUGGCUGAGUACAGAAAAUCACUUUAUCUGGAGUUUCAUUGGGCCGGCCUGUUUGAUCAUUCUGGUUAAUCUCUUGGCUUUUGGAGUCAUCAUCUACAAAGUGUACCGCCAUACUGCUGUGAAGAAGCCUGAAAUCAGCCACUAUCAAAACAUCAGGUCCUGUGCCCGCGGGGCCCUGGCCCUGCUCUUCGUGCUUGGGGCCACCUGGACCUUCGGGGUGCUGCACAUCCUGCAUGAGACCACCCUCACUGCAUAUCUGUUCACCAUCGCCAACGCCUUCCAGGGGAUGUUCAUCUUCAUCUUCCUGUGUGUCCUGUCCAGAAAGAUUCAGGAGGAGUACUACAGGCUUUUCAAAAACAUGCCCUGUUGUUUUGAAUGCCUGAGAUGAAUUGAGGAGAAUAAAGCUGAUCACCUGCACUUCUAAAAUAAUAGUCCACACUGUAGCCUGGCAAUAUCCUGUGACUCGUGCUUUUUGUUUUGCAAAAAUCCAUGUGGGAGGAAUAUGUUAACUUCAGAUGUCUAAUAAAAGAGAAAAGGCAGCACUUGUAAUUACUAAAUGUUUCCCUUUUAAAGACUGCUAUCAUAUAUUCUUCAUGUGUGUUUAUUUCAUGUUUACGAUCUUGCGUCGACUACUGUAUCAGCAUUUUCACAAAACACAUUCCUCUGAGUAGUGUAUUGUUUCUGGUUUAAUUUAUGCCUUUGCAAUAAUCAGCCUUACUGUGCAGUCUGUUGUCUUUGUUCCUUUCUUGUGUUUCAAAUUGAUUUGUAAAUUAUUAAAAAUGAAUGAUGCAAACUAACACAUAUCUGUGCAGCGCACUUCUUUUAUGUGCAAAAUCAAAGGUCUUGUUUUUAAUACAUUAUCAAACUCCCAUUGAUGAUCGUCACAAGACUAAGUGUACUGGAUAUGAAUUCCUCUCGCAUGAUAACAGUUUGGUAGGUCAAUGGCUCCAUCUGCUGGACAUUUUGAGGAACAGUUGUAGCACUAAACAUUUCACAAAAACUGACAGCUGGCACCACUUUCUGAUGUUUAAAUGUGUCUGCUUCAUCAGACAAAAUCAUGUAUUUAACAUAUUGUUCCUGUGAUGUAGCAUUCAAAGGCUUUGUGAAACUGAGCUUUAAAUAAAUAAAUUGUGGUUGAACCUUUA